Messenger RNA from Nelumbo nucifera (sacred lotus), 1889 nucleotides. RefSeq names its product low-specificity L-threonine aldolase 1-like. Gene Ontology annotation, cellular component: cytosol. Lineage: Eukaryota; Viridiplantae; Streptophyta; Magnoliopsida; Proteales; Nelumbonaceae. The record is from RefSeq and is a predicted model, not a curated record. Gene Ontology annotation, biological process: glycine biosynthetic process; L-threonine catabolic process. Gene Ontology annotation, molecular function: L-allo-threonine aldolase activity.
CGUGUAUAAAUAAGACCCAGUUCAUGCUUUUUGUAUCAUGGAUUAAGUCGGACUUCGUGUAUAAAUAAGACCCAGUUCAUGCUUUUUGUCGAGUAUUAACCAUCUCUGCUUCUUUUGCUGGAAUAACAAAAAGAGAAGAUUGAGUGGAAACAUUUCUUUUACCUUUUUUUUUAUUGCGAUUUCUGGUUUAAAUUGGAUUUUACUUGAAGAUUCGAUACUUCGUCUUCAGUCCGCUUCAAGGCGUCAUUUUCAGAAUCCAAAGAUUCUCAUGCAUCUUUAGUAGCUAUCUUGGUUUCGGCGUUCUGUUAAAGGUUUUAUGGUUUCUGAAUCUCUGUUCCAUACUUCCAUAUAAGGAGCAGGACAACUGUGGUAGUGAAGGGCUGAAGGCUUUUUGCAGUUACUAAUUGAGGUCGAGGUCGAGCAGCGUGGGUCUUGGUGUGCGGCAGAGAAUCGUUGAUUUCAGCGCACAGAACACAAAGGGAGAAGGCAGAGCUCUUAUUGUAUAUUUUCAGCAAAAAUGGUGGUUAGAAAGGUGGACCUUCGAUCUGACACAGUCACGAAACCAACUGAAGCAAUGAGGGCCGCAAUGGCAAAUGCUGAAGUUGAUGAUGACGUAUUGGGUGCAGAUCCAACAGCUUGCCGCUUCGAAGCGGAAAUAGCCAGGAUCACGGGCAAGGAGGCAGCUCUAUUUGUUCCUUCAGGCACUAUGGGUAACCUUAUAAGUGUCCUUGUCCACUGUGAGAUUCGUGGAAGUGAAGUCAUUCUUGGAGACAUUUCCCAUAUUCAUGUAUACGAGAAUGGAGGCAUCUCGACCAUUGGACAUGUACAUUCCAGGACUGUAAAGAAUAAUUCAGAUGGAACAAUGGAUAUUUCGCUGAUUGAAGCUGCCAUAAGAGAUCCUAAGGGGGAGCUUUUCUACCCAACUACUAGGCUUAUCUGCUUGGAGAACACACAUGCAAAUUCUGGUGGUAGAUGCAUUUCUGUUGAGUAUACAGACAGAGUAGGAGAGUUGGCUAAAAAACAUGGGUUGAAGCUCCACAUUGAUGGAGCACGAAUUUUUAAUGCAUCAACUGCCCUUGGAGUUCCUGUUAGUAGGCUUGUACAAGCUGCUGAUUCAGUUUCGGUCUGUCUGUCUAAAGGUUUGGGUGCGCCAAUUGGAUCUGUGAUUGUAGGUUCAAAGAGCUUUAUUGCCAAGGCUAAGAGGCUCAGGAAAACCCUUGGUGGUGGAAUGAGGCAAAUAGGCAUCCUGUGUGCUGCUGCAUAUGUUGCAUUGCAUGAGAAUGUUGGUAAGCUUGAGGGUGAUCACAAGAAAGCAAAAGUUUUAGCAGAAGGACUGAAUCAAAUCAAGGAACUAAGAGUGGAUGUAUCUUCAGUAGAAACAAAUAUUAUAUUUUUUCAUGUAUUGGAGGGUUCUGAAGUCAUUGUAGAAAAGCUCACACAAUUUCUGGAAAAGCAUGGUAUACUUGUGAUGCCAGUAAGCUCAUCCGGAAUCAGGCUUGUUCUCCACCACCAAAUCUCUGAAAGUGAUGUCCAAUAUACUUUGUCAUGCAUUCAGCAAGCCGUUCGUCUCCAUGUUGGAAGUGCUGGAAAUUGAGACAUACAAAGAAUCAUUUCCUUUCUGUGGUCAGAAAGAUGUUUGUAGGCACACAAGCAGUUGAAGCAUAUGUGCUAAUUCAGUCUCAGCCAUAUUAAACUACUGUACUUUCUAGCCUUUAUUUCUACUUUCUUCUUGUUGUACUUGCCUACCAGAAACUCAUCAAAAAGAAAAAAAAAAAGGAAGAAUCCUAUCAAAAGCAUUUCUUCUUUCUAUUUCCAUUUACCCAUUCAAAUAAUAUUUAUUUACUCUUCCAUGUUCCAUCUCACUAAUGAUUUUCAUGGCUUUUAUGUCA